Molecule: messenger RNA, 1722 nt
Organism: Cyphomyrmex costatus
Lineage: Eukaryota; Metazoa; Arthropoda; Insecta; Hymenoptera; Formicidae
Gene: aln
Product: divergent protein kinase domain 1C
Exons: 4
Coding region: 546-1598 (350 amino acids)
Source: RefSeq, a predicted model, not a curated record
UUGGCUUGACUUUUACUAUUACCUAUUCUAAACAAAUCACUUAUCUAUCUGUUAUAUUUUUUACAUACUUUUUAACAAAAAAUGUCACGAUAGUAUAUGUGUGUACACACAUACUAUCGUGACAUUUUUGUACAUACACACGCACGCACGCACGCACGCACGCACGAUAAGACUUUUCUUCAGUCUUGAGAGCGUUUGAUAAAUGCCAUUUCGGAUACGCAGAAUGUACAAUACAGGCACAUAUGUAUGAAAGUCUAUACGGGAGCCGCGAAGUCACGUCACAUCGUCCCCUCUCGAGACUGUUCCCUCAUCGUAGCUGAUUGAACUAAAAAUAUCACACGAACGAGCUCGUGCAACAUUACGAUGUUGCACACAUACAUGCAUACAUAUAACACAUAGUUUAUACGAAUAUAACGCCCACGCGUGAAACAGAGCCACGAUCUUUCAUUGCUAUUGGUUCCCGUGACUCGAACAGUGCGUGAUGGAAAGAAACUGUUCACUGAAACAGGUGUUAAAAUUGCAGCCAGCACCGAGACGGUACAGCAAUGGGAAUUCUCUGUGAACCAUUAUGCACAGACAAAGGGAUAAAUUCGCUAGCAUGCGAGACGCUGCAUGCCGGCAAAGAAGCUGUUUUCUCCGCGCAUUGGGAAACGACACGACUUAUAUUCAAGGCUUCGAGGACUAAAAUACCCUCGGAACAAUUCGAGUCGCUCUAUUGGAUUGAUGCGACCGGAUUGCGACACUUCCCAUCUGAGGAGGAUUUUAUCAUCAUGAUCAAAGAUUUAGCUAUCAAUAAACUUAACGUGACUCUCACGCAACAUCAGUUACAAAGACUCGCCCGAUUGCGCACCCAUCGAGUCGAGACCGACGCUACGAGACGUCAGUUGGAGAUGGAGAAUCUUUGGCCGUUGCUGCAAGAGAAUGAAUAUUUAAUGGCGAUUUUGUACGAAGACAGGGAUGUGUUUCCGCAACCGAUCGGCACGUGCGGCACGUUCUACGCGGUUGAAUACGUCCGACCGAUCGAAACACCGACGACGGUACUAGCGUUGUCCGAUUCGAAACCAGAGUGGGCCAAAAGGUUAAAACUCGCUGUAAUGAUCCUUAAUCUACUCGAGGAAUUGGAGACGAACUUUCCCGAGCCACUUUAUCUCUGUGAUGUGAAAAUUAAUCAUUUCGGUUUACCCCUAGGCGGGCAAAAACUAAAAUUCUUAGAUCUGGACGCAGUCUUCCCUAAGACUAUUAUUGAUCGCAUUAUCAGUGAUGGUAAGAGUUGCGAAAAGCAUGAGGAUUGUGAUUAUUUUGAUUGCCGGUCUAUCUGUUCAAAGGAGAAACGCUGCCAAUCUCCGGUCCUUAAUAAUAAUUUACAGAUUAUCUGUGAGAAGAUUUUUCUCGGCUGGACACUCUCAGGAACGAUAAUUAUUCCUGGAUUACUUAUGUCGGAGCAUACUACUAGCACAUUGGCAGUGUUAUUGAGACAAUGCGCUAAUCCACACGGUGACACGUUGCAUUUACCACGUGCAACAGCGCCAGACAGCCUACAGAAACGACUUUACAACAUGCUGAACGAAAUGGAACAAGAAUACUCAGCAUUUGUAUGAAAACAAGAAAUGACAUUUUGAUAAAGAAAAUAAUUUAUUUAAAAUUAUGAAAUCAAGUGUUUUGUCUUUUCGAUGAUAACGAUAAAAACUCUAUAAAACAAAAUAGAACAAUUGAAGAGCUAAG